Messenger RNA from Mirounga angustirostris (Northern elephant seal), 14224 nucleotides. It is a transcript of the gene ZBTB37, whose product is annotated as zinc finger and BTB domain containing 37. The transcript is spliced from 4 exons. Lineage: Eukaryota; Metazoa; Chordata; Mammalia; Carnivora; Phocidae. Gene Ontology annotation, molecular function: DNA-binding transcription factor activity, RNA polymerase II-specific; RNA polymerase II cis-regulatory region sequence-specific DNA binding; protein binding. Gene Ontology annotation, biological process: regulation of transcription by RNA polymerase II. The record is from RefSeq and is a predicted model, not a curated record. The coding region runs from base 172 to 1683 and encodes 503 amino acids.
GGGAAUUGCCGGAAAGAGCAAACAAAAAAGGCGCUGGUGUAGGCUCCAAAAUAAACACAUCUGAAUUCAUGAUGGCAUCGACAGAGGCUCUUAUUGGAUUAAAAGUUUCAAAACAGACCAAAACGCUUUGGAAAAAGGGUUGAAUGCCUGCCUACAGCCUCAGGCACGACCAUGGAGAAAGGUGGGAACAUACAACUGGAGAUCCCGGACUUCAGCAACUCUGUCCUGAGCCAUCUAAACCAGCUGCGCAUGCAGGGCCGUCUCUGUGAUAUUGUGGUCAAUGUGCAAGGACAAGCUUUUCGGGCGCACAAAGUGGUACUGGCUGCCAGCUCACCCUAUUUCCGGGAUCACAUGUCCUUAAACGAGAUGAGUACUGUCUCCAUUUCGGUCAUCAAGAACCCUAGUGUUUUUGAACAGCUCCUCUCCUUCUGUUACACGGGGCGGAUAUGCCUGCAGCUGGCAGAUAUCAUCAGCUACCUGACGGCCGCCAGUUUCCUGCAGAUGCAGCAUAUCAUCGACAAAUGUACACAGAUCCUGGAGGGCAUUCAUUUCAAAAUCAAUGUGGCAGAGGUUGAAGCCGAAUUAAGUCAGACGAGGACAAAGCAUCCAGAAAGACCUCCAGAAUCUCACAGGGUUACACCAACUCUAAACCGUUCCCUUAGCCCGCGGCCCAAUACCGCAAAGGGAAACCGGCGAGGUCAGGUUAGCGCUGUGUUGGAUAUCAGGGAGCUCAGUCCUCCGGAGGAGUCCACCAGCCCUCAGAUAAUUGAACCGAGUUCUGAUGUAGAGAGCCGGGAGCCCAUCCUUCGAAUCAACCGAGCAGGACAGUGGUACGUGGAGACGGGAGUAGCAGACCGAGGGGCCCGCAGUGAUGACGAAGUCAGGGUCCUUGGAGCAGUGCACAUCAAAACUGAGAAUCUGGAGGAGUGGCUCGGGCCUGAGAAUCAGCCUUCUGGAGAAGAUGGGAGUAGUGCCGAGGAAGUCACAGCUAUGGUGAUCGACACCACAGGCCAUGGUUCUGUGGGACAGGAAAAUUACCCUUUAGGAUCUUCGGGAACCAAGGUGGCCCGGCCAACAAGCAGUGAAAUUGACAGAUUUAGCCCCUCCGGCAGUGUUGUUCCCUUGACGGAGAGACACAGAGCCAGAAGUGAGUCUCCUGGGAGAAUGGAUGAGCCUAAGCAGCCCAGCUCCCAGGUCGAAGAGUCUGCAGUGAUGGGAGUAAGUGGCUAUGUGGAGUAUCUCCGAGAGCAAGAAGUAUCUGAGCGGUGGUUCCGGUACAACCCCCGUCUCACCUGCAUCUACUGCGCCAAAUCUUUCAACCAGAAGGGGAGCCUGGACCGCCACAUGCGCCUGCACAUGGGGAUCACGCCGUUCGUCUGCCGCAUGUGUGGCAAGAAGUACACCCGGAAAGAUCAGCUGGAGUAUCACAUCCGCAAGCACACAGGCAACAAACCCUUCCACUGUCAUGUUUGUGGCAAAAGUUUCCCCUUCCAGGCCAUCUUGAAUCAGCACUUUCGCAAAAAUCACCCUGGCUGCAUACCCCUGGAGGGGCCUCACAGCAUCUCCCCGGAAACAACUGUCACAUCUCGAGGACAAGCUGAGGAAGAGUCACCUUCCCAAGAAGAGACAGUUGCUCCUGGGGAAACUGCCCAGGGCUCUGUGUCCACCACUGGGCCAGAUUGAAACAUCGAGGGGGAGGGGGCAGACCCUCUUCCCCUUUGGGCCGUCAGCAGCCAGCAUCAGGGCCGUGGGCUGGUACUUAGAUUUACAAAAUGCCACAUCGCUAGGUCGGAAGAUGCUCCCAAGAUGUUGCCAAACUAGAGGAUCAGCAACAUACACAGAAGCACUAGAGGCUCUUCCCCUCCUCCUUCCCACCUCAUACUUUGGAAAAUAAUCAAGCAAAUCAACUUUCUAAUUCAGGGAUCAACAGCCUUGGUUUGUUAACUUUAUAAGAAAAAAUUUUUUAACAAAACAAUGAUAAAUGGUCAUUUAUCUACCAGUCAUGUUUGAACACUGUACUUUGGUCCAUAUCAUCCUGGUGGCUGUAAUUGCCCGGAUCUAAAAAAACAGCAGGAGCCUUGGUCAUCUGAACCAGCCAGCCACCAGAGAGAAGGAAGUAGUUGUGAUGGUGACAGGGAGGAGGUAUUUCUCCUCUUCCUUCCCUGCCAGAACAUGCAGUUUCACAUUUGAGGAAAAAAAAAAGUAUCCUGGUGGUUCUUACGGUUUUGAAAGGUCAGACCUUAUCUUUGCUCUGAUUAGGCAUCUGAUGAUACUUUGCCUGAUUGUUUCAUGUAAACCGCUGUCUUGGAGCGGUGUUCUCGUGGGCAGCAUCACCUGAAGCACUUUAGGCAACUGGAAGUGAAAUGAGCAGCAGAGUGUUCGCAGUAGGUUCUGCUACAUUUGGGGGCUUGAGUGUCCUAUUGAGGAAGAGGGGAGCAGGGAAGGAAGUGGGAUUUUUGUGCAAAUUUCAAAUGGCGCAGAGUACUGCAACUUCCUGGUCGGUGUUUUUACACCACAGUGCUUAAUUAUCUUUGGGUGUUAGGAAAUGGCUCUAGUCCAGAUGAAUUAAUGUGUUAGGCUGAGUACCAAAGUUUCAUCCAGUCUCUCUGGCUCCUCCUUUCACGUAACAGCAAUAUUAUACAUCAAAAAUGUCACUUUCCAGUGAAAUGAGCCUGGACUGUAUUUUUAAAUCUACAGGUCUCCAUAUUUGAUAACUUUUAUAUGAAGUUUUAAACACAUUUUUUCUGCAAUAUUGUGGUUGAAGAAAUUCAACACUACGGUUCUUAUCGCAACCACAAUUCCAUUUCCUUCUACAUAUGUGAUAGUUUAUAAUAUUUUCAAGCCAAUAGAAGAACCUCACUAAAUCCAUGUCUCGCGUCUGCAAACCUAGUAAUUCAUAAACCCACCAUCAGCAAAUUGCUGGUGACUCCAAGAGCUUUGCUUUUUAAUAAUACACUACAGGGCAUUCACCAGAAAACAUCAUGCACAAUCAUGUUGCAAUAAAUUGAUCAAGGGAUCAGUUUUGAUCAGGUUUGGUUACUUAAUCAUUCCUAAGAUUUUUAAAACUUCAAGGGACCUUUUUGGUAAUUCUGGGAAUUUCUGAGAUUCUUAAUCCAGCACUGAGAGUCAGAAAAAAUUUACCAAACAUGUAGAGUUUAGAUGCCCUGUCUCGAAUUCAGAGAAUGAAGGAGGAUUAGUAAGGGGUGCGGGCAAGGAGAUGCUUACAGUACAAAUAGAAAAGAGAAAAAUCCAUAGCUUCUCCUAAUUGAUCAUUAAUGUUUUAAGAGUUUUUAAAUAUGCAGUGGUUUAAGCAGUUGUUCUGGUGCAGAGGCGUAGAUGAUUGUAAAAGAGAUGUGGGGCGGGGGCGGGGCUGGUCGUGCCUGCAUGGGUGAGCCAUUUGUGAGAAUGUUAGUAGCAUGCUCCCUUCCUGAGAAUGCUUUGUGGUAUGUGGAAAGGUGGGUAGGAAAGAAUGGCAUUUCUUUGAUGAUAGGAAGUUAGAGUGCAAAGAGUAACUCGUAAGCAAUCUGCGAAUUGUACCUACACAUAAAGCUGUACCGUGUCACUGGAGAGUGGUUAUUUUCUCUUCUGGAAAAAUGUAGAAAUGCGUCUUUCAAUAGGAAUGUAAUGAUGCUACCAUUUGAUAAGAGCCUACCCUUACACGAUCUGCCGAAGCAGUCUUGUCUUUCAGAGACAUAGACUGGGGCACUCUCCUCUUUAGUUGGGCAACAGCACAAUAGGGCCAUCUUAGGGACCAGCUAUGCUCUGUGGCCUAGAAGUGGAUUUGAAAUGAGACUCAAAUCUUUAGGGAAACCUUUUUGCAGGUCAUCCAGGCUGUCUGUGGACAGAUUCAUUACUGAAUAGGCAGGAAGAUGAGAAGUACAGAAUAUGCUGCUGUCGAUGGAGCUUUUAAGCCUACCAAAAAAAUGUUAAGUCCACCCUACUUGUGAGAAGUAGUAUGCUGGAAAGUUCUUUAUGCUUUGUUAGUUUCUUAGAUUUUCUGUGAGGAAACAGAGCUUUUUUAAACUAUUACCAAAUUGUAAAGGUGAAGUGCAGUAAUCUUUGUCAAGAGAAACUCUGCAGCAUUUGUCAGUCCUCUGGCCAGGAUUAGCAACAAACCUCUUAAACAAGUAGGGACUGUUGAGCAGAUGAGGAAAUGCUGUGAGUGUUUGGUGGGUCCCUCUCCCUUGUCAUUCACUUGUCCUAGGUUUUCGCUGUAUUGAUACUGUGAAUAGAGUGCUACCCGGUCUUCUGGGACCACAGCAGCAUGUUUGCUGGUUCUCGCCUCUUAAUUGGCCUAGCCCAGAGCCAUGAAAUCCAUGAACAUACAAGCCAGACUAGCUUUUAAACAAAUUCAAGUUUCUGAAAGCAAUUUCCAUUUUAGCCACAAAGGCUUUUAUUAUUCUAAAUAACUAUCCAAGAUUCUUAUCCAGGUUCACUGUGACAUUGUCCUAGUUCUUAGCUAACAUCACUGUAGGGUCAUAGGAGUUCGUAGUGUUCUGUCUACAUUAAUGAAUAGCUGUAUUGGUGUAUGCACAGAGGAUACCUCUCUUAAGGAUGUACUAAAUGGACUUUAGCUAAUGCUGAAAACUCAUUACCAAAUCUUAACUUGCACAUGUCACCUUGUGAAGGGAACUGCAUUAGCAAUGAGAGCUAAAUCAUCAUUAAGUACUUUAAUGCCAUGAAAUAGCAAACACUGGGACCGUUUUCAUUCAUUGAGUGGCACUUAAUAGCAAAGGAGCUACCCAAUAUUCUCAGCAAAAGAAGAGAGACGGCAGUAUAUUAAUCUGUUUUCAUUCUAAGAGGUACCUUUUAUUCUCUCUGAACUCCGAUACCAGUAUAUAAAUAUAGCAUUGGCAUGAAUAGGAACACUGUACUUAGGCAGAAGGGCUCUUUCUAAUGACUUGUUCUCUCUUUACUCAGAACCAUAUUUACCUCUGAACCGAGUUGAGUUUUAUUUUAUGUAAUUUGCCAACUACCCCCAAGCCAUCAUUAUGCCAGACAGUUAAAUCUAAUCUUGAAUAAGUAAAAAUAAGUUAGUUCCUAAAGGAUAAGGAUUGGAAAAGAAGGGAGGCAGCAGUUGAGGAAAGUUUUCUUGUUAUUUUGUUUUUGGUAUUUUUAAAUGUUUCCAGUUCCCUCUAUAUCAGUGAAACAGAGUUUCCAAAGAUGUUGUGACAAUAGAGAUAAACCAUUCUCCUCCCACCUUCAUAGUUGAAAUCUGGCCUUGGUUGGAAGUGGUCUGAAGGAAGAGUAUUGAAAUAGUGAACUUCAUCCUUAGCUGAGUAGUCUCUGGUCAAGAAAUAACUUUAAAAAAUUUUAGCUGUUACUUGACACAAAUUUCGUUUCUUUUAACUAGUAAAAAUUAUAUUUUGUUUGACUAGAAGAUCUAAUUUAAAGAAAUAAAAACAACAGGUAAUGGAAAGGAAAUUCAACUGAACAAAGACUGCAGUCUUCUUAAUCCUAGUGGAAGGCAUUUAAUCAGGAAGGGGUUGGAAUCCUGGAAGUUUUUCUCUCUUCAGAUCCAACAGACAGGUGUUUGUUUGUUUUCUCUUCCUCAGAUGCUCUCCUCUUACUGGUUUAAGGCAUAAUAAAGAGGCCUUUAUUGAACUUGUCUUUGAAAACGGGGGCUCUUUACCUUUGCCAUUGGGAAGGGUGCACAAUAUUGAAGUAUUUUAGUUGCUGAGAUUUAGAAAAGGGACACCAACCUAUUAAGUCAGGUAAACUCCUGGGUUUGAGAGGAUGCCCCUUAGCAAAGUGUAUCCCUAGAAUUUAUGAAUUAGAUAAGGGUUCAGCAGACUGCGGCCCCCAGGGCCCAAUCCUGAGGCCAUCUGUUUGUCUAAAGAAAGUGAUGGUGGAAUGGGGCCACACCUGUUCUUCAGGUGUUAUUUCUACUGUGAUGGCAAGGUGGAGUGCUUGUGACUCAGACCACAUGGCCAGCAAAGCCUGAAAAUGUACUGUUUGUCACCUAACAGAAAAGUUUGCUAACUCCAGAAUUAGAUUUGAAAGAAUGACCUCCAAAUUUGUCACUCCGGCCAUUUUGUCUUUAUAAUAGUUUGGUUGAGGUUUUAAAUUCAUGUUGCCAUGUAUGCAUCAGUUUCUUGAAAGAGCUUGCCAUCUUUUUCUAGAUCUUUGUCUCAUAACCCUCUUUGUGUUCCUUCUUAAUGAUUCCUAUUGCUUUAAAAGCAUUUAGAAUAGCCUUACAAUCUGUCCUUGCCUUAAAGGUGCAGGUAGAUUAAAGUUUAGGAUAGUAGUUACGGAUGUAAGAAAAUAAUUUAAAAAAUAAUUCCCGUGAUAAUAAUGUAGGAUUAAAUGAGUACCAUGUUUACAUAAACUACUGUAAAAAAUUAAUGUUUUUGUAAGUUUUGCCAUUCCUCUGAGAACACUUGAACUGAUUUGCAUAAUGAUGGCAAGAAUGAAUUUUUUCCCAUUAGUAUAAAAAUUAACUUCUGUUAUGAAUAAGUGGUUUGAUUCUUACCCAAAAUACUGCUUUCUAGAUUAGAAAUCUCUACCCUUUCCCUGUACUACAAAUCUUCAUUUUCAUUUCCUCAAACUCACUCUGUUCCAUGUGGAGUAGUAAAAAGCCAAAUCUUCUUUCCUUCCUUUAUCUUUUUUUUUCCAAUGAAUGUUUUAAAACAUAAUGAAAUCUCUGAGGACUUCAAAUUCCUCUUAGACCCAUCUUACAAAUUCUGUUACUAUCAUUUUUCUAAAUAUAUACUGGGCCAUUAUUUAUUUGCUCUCUGAAUGUUCAUUCUUACUGUUCAAAUAGCUUAUUUAUGCCAGAUGUGCAAAAAAUGGAAAAUGUUAGGAUGAUUAUUAACAGAAUUCCUUGCAAGAGGAGAAUAUAAUUGUUCCGCAUCUGGAAACCAUGCAUAGACUUCUGAGUUAAAUUUAUCAGGACAAAAUGUUCUAGGCCAUGCUGACACAAUGCAAUGAAUUUGAUUCAUACUUUGUUGUCAGCUCAACCAACACAAACCAAGUUCGGAUGAGUGACCUAACCUCCAGUAACGCACCUCUCUACUAGGCAUUUUAUUCUUAAAGUUCCUUUUUUCUAAGUUGGAUAUUAGUAAGUUUUAUAUGAUAUGCCCUAUGAGUAAUAGAUGACCUUACCUGUAAAGUUCCAGAAUAUUUGCCUAGGUUAGAACUGCCUUGUCAUGGCACACUUAGAGUAAUACAGGGUUCUUGAGAUUUUGGAGUGUUGCUUUUCUGAAAAAUUUGGGAUUCUGAUUAAUCUGAGAUAUAGAACUUGUGAAAGCGAUUGAAUUUAGAGAGCCAGGUGAACCGUCUGCCAUUUCUAUGCAAAUGCGUUGAAAACAGUGUUGUUUGCCCAGCAUUAUAAUUUCUUUGAUAAUUACCAGUCUUAUGUUGUGCCGCCUUUGCUUUCUAGAGUCUGUUUCUCUGUUUUCAGUCUUCUCAUUUUUAGGUAGGCUUUUCCCAAGACCAGUCUUUUUACUUUGCAGUAAGUAGGUGUUUCUUGCUCAGGACAAGCCAAAGUUGGAUAUUAUGAGUCCCUUCAAACACCUGACUUAGUUACAUUCCAAAGGAUGUAAUUACUGACAGCCAACAGUGGUAUUAAAACCCGGAGGAUAUCGGCACAGACUCUCCAGUUUUCUCAUAUAGGCAGACUACCUUUUCCCUCAACUGUGAGGAACAGCAAUGACUUAAAAGGCAGUUAUUACUUGAAAUGUAUAGUGUCUUCACAGAGUACGUGCGUGAAUAAAUUUCUUCUCUCACAUCUUCCCCAUUAUCUAUAUAAUAAAUACUUCCCAUCUUUUUUUUUUUCUAGAUUUUAUUUAUUUAUUUGAGAGAGAGAAUGAGAGAGAGAGACUUCCCAUCUUAACAUAGUUAAGAGGGGCUGGCUCACUCAGAUAGUGGAAGCUUUAAGCAACAGAGCUAGGUUAUAAAGGCAGAGCAGUUCAUGACAAAUAAAACUCUUCUAAUGCUUGCUUCUUUCUUGUCCACUCAGUAAGUCCUGUUGAGGAGGCUAGAAUUCACCAUCCAGUUAAGGGAGAUAUAUGUGCAGCAUCUUAUAUGGACAACAGCACAAUUUAAUAUACUGUGAAUCUUAGAAUUUGCAUUAAUGCAUGAUGCCAAAAGUCAGAGUUUCUCCUGGGAAAAUGUUUCCUAUUCUGUGAAAUCACUUAUCUUAAGUGAUAAGUAGCAUACAGGAGAAUCUGUCCCAUAAAGUAAAUAUUAAGUACUUUUUGGUACCUGACCGUAUGCUUGGAAUUUAUAUAACAAAAUUGAUUUUAGACAUAGUUUAGAUGUGGCUUCCUAUACUUGAGAGUCCUGAAUCCACUCGGUUGGAGUCUGGAUGUACGCUUUUUAAAAGCCUGCACUUUUCACCACAGAGAUCAAAGAGAAGGGAACAGAAUUAACUGUCCUAAAUGCUUUAGUGGCAUAAUUGCAGUUAAUCCUCAGAAUAAUCCUGUGAGUUAAUAACAGUAGAACUAAAAAUGGUUGAGAGUUUUUUUGAAUGCUUACUAUGUGCCAGGCAUGGAUCCAUGUGUUUCACAUUGGUUAACUCACCUAAUCCUUACAGCAGUCCCAUGUGGGUAGACACUGUUACUCUCCUCACUUUAGAGAGGGAGAAAUAGAAAUUGAGGCACAGAGAGGUUGACCCAGGCCAUCUGACACUAGAGUUGACACUGUACUAGACUAUGUUGCCUUUAAGAAGUGUAAUUAUACCACAUUUUAUAGACGAAGAGAGCCCAGGGUUACACAGUGAAUAAAUUGCAGACCCAGUAUUUUCCAGUCUGAUUCCAAAGCCCAGACUCUCUCCACUACAUCAUAUUGACUCUGUUUACUUAUAAAGAGUUGGGGUGACUUGGAAUAAAGAAUAGUCAGUAACAGUACUGCUUUCAGUGAAUUUUUAACUCAAGAAAGCAUGAUUGGAAGAUUUCUUCAAAAGAUAGUGUCUCUGAGCAGAUGUUGAAUGGUGAAUAUUUUCUGGAGGUAUUGCCCAUUGAUUCAGGAGUCGCCCAUUUGAUAGAUCUAAUUGUGACUCAGUUCAGGUUACCACCAAGGCAAAAAUUGAAAGAUAGCAUUCUUGUAUAUCUAGCUUUGUAACAAACUGCCCUAAACUAUAGUGACCUAAAACAACAAUUUUAUAUAUCUUGUGAUGUUGUGAAUCAGAAAUAAAGGCUCCUCUAGGCAAUUCUCUUGUUCCCUGUGGUGAUGACUGAGGUCACCUGGUCGUAUUCAGCAGGUUGUUGGACUGGUCUGGAGUGUCCGUGCUGAUCUCACAUGCCUGACACCUUGCGGGAGGGCUAGAAGACUUGGGGCUCAGCAGGCUUCCUCUCCCUCUCUGGAGUCUCAGGGACUUUCCAUGUGGUCUCUGCGUCGGGGCAGUCAGACUUAUUAAAUGGCAGCUCAGGCCUCUAAGAAGCUGGGCAGAUGGUGCCAGGCCUCCAAGGCCAGGCUCAGAACUAUCAUAGAGUCACCCCCAUACGCUGUUGGUCAGAGAAGUCACUGGUCAGCCCAGACUCAAGGGGAGAGGAAAUACCACUUGAUGGCAUGUAUGUCAAGGAUUUGGGACUACUUUAAUCUGUCGUAGGUAGCAUUAGGUUAUUGAUUUCUCUGGGCUUUUCUGUGUUCAUUCAUUUGGGUUAGUUUGUGCCAUAGAAACCACUUAUGAUGUCUACCGUGGGUCAGUCAAGGAGCUAGAAAGAGAAUGAGACACAUACCCCAUAAAGGUUUCAUUAGCUAUCCACCCACUGAGUUUCACUUAUCUUAUAGCAAAAUUUCCAUUUCAUUUUUCUUUUGUUCCAAGUUCCAAGUGGUGAGCAUUUGCUGGUUUUGUUUUUUUUUUUUUUUCUGUGAAGCUACAGCAACUGUACAUACUGAGCCAGAAAUACCCCAGAGGGAGUAAAAAGCUUGCUGUUAUAGAAGUUUAUCUUUUAGAGAUGUCAACUGUAUUUAAGUUUACAAAAAGGCAAAAACUCCUGUGGUAUGGAAAAUUCAUAUGGCUACUAAAUCUCUUUCAACAGGAGUUUCUAUCGCGUGACUACAUGGAUCAUAUUCUUUAGAUAAUUGAAAACUUUGCCUGCAUAUCCUAGUCCCACCUUAACUGACACCACACCACCUCAGGCACAGUUCAUCCCAUUUUUUAUCACCUUUCAUAUGGGAAAAUUCAUUGCUCAAUUUAAUAUGUUGUUAAUCCUUUAAAAUCAGCAGUUGAGGGGGCGCCUGGGUGGCUCAGUCGUUAAGCAUCUGCCUUCGGCUCAGGUCAUGAUCCCAGGUCCUGGGAUCGAGCCCCUCAUUGGGCUCCCUGCUCGGCAGGAAGCCUGCUUCUCCCUCUUUCACUCCCCCUUGUUUGUGUUCUCUCUCUCGCUGUCUCUCUCUCUCUGUCAAAUAAAUAAAAAUCUUUUUUAAAAAAAUAAAUAAAAUUAGCAGUUGCUGUCAACCUGUCAUCUAAAGUAACAGAUCACUGAACUGUGAGGAUUUUUGUCAGAUUUAGGGUGCUUUAUUUAAACUCCUGGUGGCUGAUACUAGUUAGACUAUUGCUGUGACAGAAGAAUUAUGGGCAGAGAAUAAAUUCUGCUCUAAAAAUGAUCACCCCCAGACCAAUAUGCUUUGUAAGAGAAGAAAGAUUUGGGAUUAUCUAUUCAUGCCGUGGGCAGUGGGUUCCUGGAGAAUUAGCUGUGAAGGCUUCUUGCUGGUCAUCCCUAGGUAUCAGAGAGUGAGGAGGUCUCUGUUCCUUAGGUCAGGCCUCAGGAAUUGCAGACACAGGAAAGGGAGGGUACUCAGUGCUGAAGGCUUAAUAUAGGGCUCUACAAAAUGCUGGGAAGGGAAAAGGACUUUGGCAUUUGUAGUUGGAUAGCCAGGGAUGAAAUGUUUGAGGCAUUUAGGCAUCAAGAUUAGAUUUUAUCAUAUAAGGAUUGGGGCAAAUUUCAAUGAAUAAAAACAAGUGAGCCUUAACAUUUUCUUUUUGAUCCACAUUUCCACUCUAAUGUACCUCAAAGUCUGCUUUUUGUGACAGAGAAGCCUUUGAAAAUAUAUUCCCAGGGAAUGAAAAAUCUCAUGGUCAUCUAUGGAGAAGUCUCAUGUUCUGUAUGGGAUAGCUCUUUGGGCCCUCCUCUAGAUUCUCCGUGGCGCUUAGGUUUGAUAUCCUCUGCUGGUGGCAUGAGAAUGAAGUACUGUGGUCUUGAUUUGCAGAAGAGAACAGAGUCGGAAGAAAGGGAACCUGUAGAUUGAGAACAUAGUGAGUCUUUCCAGCAUCUCAGGCCGGUCACAGCGCCCUGCGGGAAUAGAAAUUCUUAGGGUUCAGAUUUCUGCUCUUAGCUAUGUCUUAAAGCAGAUGUUCGUGACAUAUUUGAAGAUGAUCUCCUGAGUUUCCUAUAAAGUAAUAGAGUCCUCACUGUAGUGGUUGUUUAAGAACCACUGCAAAAACAGAAUUACAACACAGGGAACAAAGCUUAAAAUGUGUUUCCUCUGGAAGCCGAGAUGCUCAAGCGGGUGUCACUGAGAGUGUGGCUGAAUUCUAUGUCUAGAACCGCUAUCAGAUAGCAGAGAUAUUUAGGAUUUAUAUGGUAUUUCUAAUAUUUUUACAAAAAUGAUUUUAAAUCAUGUAACUUGAAGUUUUAAAAAAUUAGCCUGUUUUCUUUUUGGAAAACUGGCCCAAUAAAAAUAACACUAAUAUAACUCAAUUGUAUAUGCAUGUGCAUUGAACACAGAGUGGUAUACUAAAGAUAGUUCAUGCAAAUAGCUUUUGUGGGAAGUUUGGCUAUUUUCGUAAUAUCUUUUUUCAUAAAUGUUUAUAAAUAUAUUUACUCAUCCACUAUGACCUUGGUAGCAUUAGAAGCAUUUGUUAGCUGUAUCAUUGAUUCUAAAAAAUCAAAUUCUUGGCAUAGUAGGCUGUGAGAGCUUUUUGUUGCUUUGUAUUUUGGCUAAGAAAAUUAUUUCUUGCACUUUCUAUUUAUAAAGAUGUUAUAACACAUUACACCCACUUAGUGUAGCUGUUGUUUAGAGACAAAAAAAAAAAAAAAAGUAGGUGUUAAAGUGAAAUGUAUGUUUAAAAAGCCUGGCAUAAGGAGGGACCUCAAAAUAACAAACUUGGCUUGCAUCUACCUGAGAAGGGCUGGGGUUUCAUAUCAAAUUUAGAGUGAAAGGAGCUGUUGGGGUAGGCGUGCUGUUGCUGCAAGUUGCAAUUUUAUCACGAGUUGCCAGCGAUGUGUGUGAUUUUAUGUGUGUGUGUGAGAAAAAGGUGUCUGAUGAAGGCAAAUAAGUCAAUGUAGAAUAGUCUACCUCCCAUUAAAGACUGAGCAUAUUCCAAGAUUGCCCUGUAGCCCUUUGGGCAGGAAGCCGCGUUCCUCAGCCACUGUCCACCUCGUCCUCUUUUGCACUCGCUUCAGCUCCUCUACCUCUGAGCACUUGGCUGAAGAAAGAGCGUGCUUUUUGUAGCAAGUGAAGGAAAGCCAGACGCACAGUCUAGAGGUCGCGGUAUCUCCUGGUCACGUGCAGAUGUUGGUCCUUAGCUCUGGUGUCGAAAUCCAACAGUGUCAGAAUGCUUCGGUUUAGUGCUUUUAUCUGCAGGCUUCUGUUUGGCAAGAGUAGCCAGUGCAUGUGGAAUCUUCCUGGUUUUUUUUAAAAACGCACCAAACUCCUUUUAAUGAAAUAUGAAAAUUUUGUUUGAGUCCUGAGCUGUUUUUUUGGUCAUUGCCAUUUGCAGUCCAUUACUGGGGGACCAGAUGACUAACCGUAUUUGCCCGACGGUGAGCCUUCUGCCAGUAUCUUGACACAGAGGAAUGCGUGACAUGGGUUUUUAGAUGACUUGUUUUGCUUUUAGUCACUCCAAAGAGACACUCCUGUUUUAAUGCCUCUGCUGUAGUCAGGAUGGCCUCACUUGAAUGUGCAGGUGUCAGGAAUCUGAGUGUCAGUAAUAAACUCCCACGAGGCACACCACCUAAUCUUUACAUUCGGUGUGAUGCUCGGCUGACUUACUGUUUGGGGCGCUUGCACACCGAGCCAUAUCAGGUUACCUACGUUUUGAACAUGUGUUCUGGCUUAAGAAGAACUCUCGGCCCUGUCAUAGAUCUCCUAUGGCGCUUUCCACCUUUUCAUUCUAAGGCACUGGCUGCUGGUAACGUCCAAACGGGGAUUCUCGGGUUAGGAGUGAGAGUGAAAAAGUGAUCUAGUCCCCAGUGUUUACAGGUUGACCUCUGUGUUCAGGUCCUAGCUGAUCAGUAUUUGCUGUCCUGGUGAUUGGGAAGGGCAAGCGACGAUACGGUGUGAAAUUCCAGUUAAUGAGACAGGCAUUACUCCUAGGAGGCCACUGAUCUAAGUCACCUCUGCCUGAGUACAGCGUGAGUCCUGGAGGGAGCUGAGGCAGGAAAUCAUGUGAGUCUACUCACCACACUGUUGGUUCCCUUCCUUUCUUUUCUGUGUGUGUGUGUGUGUGUGUGUUUAUUAAAGCACGGGGGAAAGAGCUGCCCAGCUGUUGUUAUUCUAACUGUAGAAUAAUUGCCAUUUUAUAAGCCAUGCUAAUAUCCUAGACUCAGGAAUUAACUCCUGCUUAGGAAACUUCUUCCCUCUGGCUUAUCUUUUUGUGCCAAGUCUGUUCUAGGCCUGUCCCCAGGUGUUUUGCUAUAACACAUAUUUAAAUGCAGACUUACCUAAAUCCGAAAUUUACUGUUGGCAGUGUGACCUGUUACAGCCAAAGUGAUUUAUUUAAAAACAAAACAAAAAAGUGAGAAAUGCCUAGCCAUGUCUUUGGGGUGCAUAUUAAAUCUGUGAAUCUGAGAGGAAGCAUGGAGUCUUACCUUUCUUCCCCCUGGCUUCAGUGAACACUGGCCUGAAUGCUUUUUAUUACAGAGCCAGUUAACCCUAAGCCAGUAGUUUUCCAUCUUGGCUGCGCAUUAGAAUCACGUGGGACAUGUAAAAAAUGACUGUUGCCUGGGGCCCCUGCCGGACCCUCAUGUUGAAUUGGUCUGCUGUGCAGCUUGGGCUUUAAAAGCUCCCCAGCUGAUCCUAGUGGGCAGCCAAGGUUGAGAAUCACUGGCCAGGUAUUCUUGAGUGGUCUCCAGCAGGAUAACCUCAAUCUGGUUCUUUUUGUGUCAUAAGAUACCUUUAUUGCUAUCCCAGCAUGGCUCUGAGUUUAAAGUGGUCCAAGGCUCAGGUGGUAAAAUGGAUCAUCCAUUUGUCCUCAAAGUAAUUCUGGAGAGAGAUGUUACCAUCCAUCCAGUUUCGUCUCUAUACCAAAUACAAGGUGUGCAUAAGUAAGCAAAACAGA